GUCGGAUCCGAGAAAGCCGGCGAUUGUUUGUUCUGUUGAGACCUUAGGAUUAUACGGCGAACCGGUGGAAACGAUGGAGGAAGCUGCUCAGGCCCCCGACAAGGUGGAAGCAUUCGACCUGGACCAGGAACCGGACUUUAGCGGUGUGAUCGACCGUCGCAGCCCAUCGCUGGAGAAGGACGCCAAAACCUACCACGUGAAGAUCCUUCUCACGGAAACCGACGACAUCAUCCUGUACGAAGCUGCCAGUCACACCGUGGCGAAGGAUUCCGACGAAGCGCCCCUGGUCGAGCAGCAGAACAUCUACUACGACACGAAGAAGAAGAACCGCCGCACGGCGAUGGCCGCAGCGGAAGCACAAACGCCCGAAAUGCUGCUCAAGUCGCGUGCCGUCAAUACGGAGCGGAUCAGGAAGCAGGAAGUGGCGUCGUUCGUGUCGAACUAUGACAUGUACGAUACGUACAACGAUCUGGAACGUCACACGAAGGAGAUUGACCUGGCGGAAGCGGCGUCCAAGAUCGAGAUUACGACGUACUCGCGCGAGGGAAUGGAGAAUAUUAUCGAUAUGUUGAACAAGAGCGAGAACUUCCACCUUUCGUCGAUGAUUUUGCAGCGCUUGUUGGCCGGAAAUGUGUACCGGGAGAAGCAGAAACGAUUCCGGAACAUGUAUAUGCCGGACCCGUUGGAUAAGAAUGCAAAGUACUUGUACAGGUUGGAGACACUGUGGACGUACAAGUCGCUGGAGACGACGGGAAAAGCGGUGGCCAGUGCGAGUUGGUGUCCGGCAAAUGGAGACAUCGUAGCCAUCGCAUAUGGGAUCUAUGGGUUUACGAAUUUCGAUCUUCGGAGCAAAGGGUAUGUGUGCGUUUGGAGUAUCAAGAAUCCGGUGAACCCGGAGAGGCAAUACCAUUUUUCCGUUCCGGUGACGUCGGUUGCGUUCUCCAAAAAAACUCCGCAGUUGUUGGCCAUCGGGCUGUACGAUGGAUCGGUGCAGAUUUGGGACAUUAUGGAUAACUCGAAGGUACCGGUGGGUGUUUCGGAGCGAAAAUCGUCUCCCGGGUUUGAGCCGAUUUGGGAUAUCGGUUGGAUCGAGUCGGAUGAUGAUUUGGAUCAAAUUCUGACAGCUUCCCAGGAUGGAACGAUCAUGAAGUAUACUUUGAACAUCGGCCACUAUCUGAUCGGGUUUACGCAGCUGAAACUGGAUCGAGUUGAGUGCGAAACGGAGGGCAUUCAGGUGGAGAAGAAACAGGAUAGUAUGGAGGCGGAUCGUCACCCGCAGGCGUUGAGCUUGACAAUACAUCCUGUUCGGAAGGACAUCUACUUUAUCGGAACGGAUGAGGGUUGCGUUCACAGAUGUUCGGUAAACUACUCGUAUCAACAUUGCGGUGUGACCCGUAUGCACAGUGGUGGAGUUUUCUCAAUCGAGUAUUCUCCGUGGAGUCCGAAGAUCUUCCUGACCUGCGGUGGUGAUUGGUGCAUUCGGAUUUGGAUCGAAGAUAUCAAGGAACCGAUCAUAACCUUAUCGUCGGGGUUUGGGCCUAUCCAGACAGCCCAUUGGUCCCCGGUUAACUCGACGAUCAUCGUUAGUGUGACACAGGACUCGGUGCAGCUGUGGGAUCUGAAGAAACGGAUGCAGAAGCCAGCUUCCUAUACGACGUUUGGUGAUGCGGCCCUGACGAUCGCCAAGUUUACAAAUUGCGGACGAAGCCUUCUGGUCGGCGAUAGCGACGGACGGGCGUACAUUUGUGCCCUGGAGGAUAUGCCCUUUCCGCCACACUUCCAGUACGAUGAGCUGAAAAAGGCUCUGUACAGAAGUUUGAUUUGCAAGCCCGCUCUGUUGAAACUGGUCCGGCGGUGCGGAUAUUUGGGUUAUUGAAAGUAGCGUGAUGGUUUGAUUGAUUGCGGUUUAAUGUGC
This is a messenger RNA of Ochlerotatus camptorhynchus, 1915 nucleotides long. RefSeq names its product dynein axonemal intermediate chain 4-like. Gene Ontology annotation, biological process: cilium movement. Gene Ontology annotation, cellular component: axonemal dynein complex. The transcript has 2 exons. The record is from RefSeq and is a predicted model, not a curated record. NCBI's taxonomy places the organism in Eukaryota, Metazoa, Arthropoda, Insecta, Diptera, Culicidae. The coding region runs from base 74 to 1876 and encodes 600 amino acids. Gene Ontology annotation, molecular function: dynein heavy chain binding; dynein light chain binding.